GACAUCAACAGUUACACCAGAAGGAAAAAAAUGGUCAAAUAUUUCCAGAUACUCUGCUCAGUUUUGUUCUCUAUCAUGCUCCACUUGGCAAUCCUGGCUGCUCCAGGUGCUCGAGUUUGGUGGCCUACACAUGGACUUAUUAAGAUCAAAUGUCCUUAUAAGAAAGUAAAUUUGAGUUGGUUCAACAAAACAGUGGACCCUUGCCCUGGCCUAAAACAACCCAUCUGUGGCACCAAUUUUGUAACCUAUGAUAAUCCCUGCAUCUUGUGCGUUGAGAGCUUGAAAUCUGGAGGGAGAGUUAGAUAUUACUACAAUGGAAGGUGCUAGAUUCCUGGUAAUAAAGACCUGUUGGAAGCUGAUGGCUG
Messenger RNA from Mus pahari (shrew mouse), 365 nucleotides. RefSeq names its product serine peptidase inhibitor, Kazal type 14 (putative) (gene Spink14). Lineage: Eukaryota; Metazoa; Chordata; Mammalia; Rodentia; Muridae. The coding region runs from base 31 to 327 and encodes 98 amino acids. The record is from RefSeq and is a predicted model, not a curated record. Gene Ontology annotation, molecular function: protein binding. The transcript is spliced from 5 exons.